ACAAAACUCUCUAUCUCUCCCCCUCCCUCUUUAUGCUGUGCUUGUUUAACGUUCCUAUAUUUUGUUUUUUUGCUUUCCUAGAUGAUGGAGGAAAUAUUUCUUCAUCUUUCGGGGCCACAUUCAGCUCUUCCAGCUAUGGUUCAAAUACUUGCAGACUUCGCUUCUUUUGAUGCUUUGCAGUUCACACCUCAACUUAAAGGCGUACUUUCACGAGUUCUUCCCAUCCUUGGAAAUGUGAGGGAUGUCCACCGGCCAAUUUUUGCAAAUGCAUUCAAGUGUUGGUGUCAGGCCUGUUGGCAAUACGAUGUGGAUUUCCCUCUGUUUUCACUUCUUGAUGGUGAUGUCAUAUCUUUCUUGAAUUCUGCCUUCGAGCUUUUAUUGAGAGUUUGGGCCACGUCACGGGAUCUUAAGGUUCGCACAUCUACCAUUGAAGCAUUGGGUCAGAUGGUUGGUCUUAUACCCCGAAUACAGCUGAAGGCAGCUUUGCCAAGGCUUGUGCCUACUAUAUUGGACCUGUAUAAGAAAGACCAAGAUGUUGUCUUUUUGGCCACAUGUAGCCUCCACAAUCUCUUAAAUGCCUCGUUACUUUCGGAAAGUGGUCCUCCUCUGCUUGAUUUUGAGGACCUCACACUUAUUUUAUCAAUACUUCUUCCUGUGGUUUGCAUUAAUAACAACAGCAAAGAUUGUGCAGACUUUUCAUUGGGACUGAAGACCUAUAAUGAAGUCCAGCAUUGCUUUCUGACAGUUGGUGUCGUGUACCCUGAGGAUUUAUUUGUUUUCCUGCUGAAUAAAUGCAGGUUGAAAGAACAACCUUUGACUUUCGGUGCACUGUGUGUCUUUAAGCAUCUGUUGCCGAGGUUAUUGGAAGCUUGGCACAGUAAAAGGCCUUCACUGGUUGAAGCGGUGACGGUUUUACUAGAGGAGAGAAGUCUGGGGGUUCGUAAAGUACUUUCGGAGUUAAUUGUGGUUAUGGCUUCGCACUGCUACCUGAUUGGUCCUUCGGGGGAGUUGUUUGUUGAGUAUCUUGUGUGCAACUGUGCAUUAAAAGAUCAAGGGAGGGAUGAUUUUGAAAGCUCUAAGGAAUUCUCUAAGUCAAGCGGAACUUAUUAUCCUUUCCAAAACAAGAGAUUGGAGGUGAAGAUUGAGGCGGUUUGUUCAACAGAGUUACGCACAAUAUGUGAAAAAGGUCUUCUUUUGAUAACUAUCACCAUUCCUGAAAUGGAGCAUGUUCUCUGGCCAUUUUUGCUGAAGAUGAUCAUACCACGGGAUUACACUGAUGCGGUUGCCACGGUUUGCAAAUGCAUCUCAGAAUUGUGCAGACGUAGAUCUUCUCAUAGUGAUGUGAUGCUUUCUGAAUGUAAAGAUCGGACCGAUAUUCCACAUCCUCAGGAACUUUUUGCCCGCCUGCUAGUCCUUUUGCACAAUCCUCUAGCUAGGGAGCUGCUGGCGACUCAGAUUUUGACAGUAAGGGGGUUUCUUAUCUUUACCUAA
Molecule: messenger RNA, 1491 nt
Organism: Ilex paraguariensis (yerba mate)
Lineage: Eukaryota; Viridiplantae; Streptophyta; Magnoliopsida; Aquifoliales; Aquifoliaceae
Source: the annotation of a GenBank genome assembly